This is a messenger RNA of Ophidiomyces ophidiicola, 2019 nucleotides long. It is a transcript of the gene ACS2, whose product is annotated as acetyl-coenzyme A synthetase 2. The coding region runs from base 1 to 2019 and encodes 672 amino acids. NCBI's taxonomy places the organism in Eukaryota, Fungi, Ascomycota, Eurotiomycetes, Onygenales, Onygenaceae. The transcript is spliced from 6 exons. Gene Ontology annotation, molecular function: acetyl-CoA synthetase activity; AMP binding. The record is from RefSeq and is a predicted model, not a curated record. Gene Ontology annotation, cellular component: cytosol.
AUGUCUGGGGCACCUGCUGACCCGCCCGCGGGUCCAGUGGUCGUGGAGGCUCACCAAGUUGACAGCGUCCAUGUCCCUCAAGCGUUUUAUAACAACCAUCCUGCCAGGCCUCACAUACAAGACUUGGACGAGUAUAUGCAACUCUAUCAAGAAUCAAUCAAUGACCCAGACACGUUCUGGGCGCGUAUGGCCCACGAUCUUAUCAGCUUUGAAAAGAACUUUGAGAAAACACAUAUGGGUUCCUUCGAAGGGGGAGAUAACGCCUGGUUUGUGGGUGGCCGCCUCAACGUUUCGUAUAACUGCGUCGAUCGCCACGCUAUGAAAACUCCAGAUAAGGUUGCAAUUAUUUAUGAAGCCGAUGAGCCUGGUCAUGGGCGUGAAAUCAGUUAUAGCGCUUUACUGAGAGAUGUCUGCCAGCUUGCCUGGGUCUUGAAAAAACAAGGGGUUCGAAAGGGCGAUACAGUUGCCAUUUAUCUUCCCAUGAUUCCGGAAGCUAUUGUGGCGCUUCUUGCUUGCGCUCGUAUUGGCGCUAUCCAUUCCGUCAUUUUUGCUGGGUUUUCUUCCGAUUCCCUUCGAGACCGAAUCUUAGAUGCCCAGUCAAAAUUCGUCAUCACAGCGGACGAGGGAAAACGGGGAGGAAAAGUUAUUGGAACCAAGAAAAUUGUAGACGAGGCUCUGAAACAGUGUCCUGAUGUUGUCAAUUGCAUUGUUUUUAAGAGGACAGAUGCAAAUAUUUCAUGGACUGAAGGACGUGAUUUGUGGUGGCAUGAAGAGGUUGAAAAAUACCCAAAUUACAUUGCCCCCGAAUCAAUGGACUCUGAAGACCCGCUUUUUCUUCUGUAUACCUCUGGAUCUACAGGCAAGCCAAAAGGUGUUAUGCACACAACAGCUGGGUAUCUUGUUGGUGCGGCUGCUACCGGCAAGUAUGUCUUUGACAUCCAUCCUAACGACCGAUUCUUUUGCGGUGGUGAUGUUGGCUGGAUUACCGGGCAUACUUAUGUUGUUUAUGCUCCAUUGGUCACAGGAUGCACCACAGUUGUUUUUGAGAGCACACCAGCAUACCCCAACUUCUCGCGCUAUUGGGAUGUUAUUGAGCAGCACAAAGUCACCCAGUUUUAUGUGGCGCCCACUGCAUUGCGCCUAUUGAAGCGUGCUGGUGAUCAUCAUAUCCGUCAUGAAAUGAAAGAUCUCCGGAUCCUGGGCUCUGUUGGAGAACCAAUUGCCGCAGAAGUUUGGAAAUGGUAUAAUGAGGCUGUUGGCAAAGGAGAAGCCCAUAUUGUGGAUACAUACUGGCAAACUGAAACUGGUUCACAUGUCAUUACUCCUCUUGGUGGCAUCACGCCAACUAAGCCAGGCAGUGCUUCAUUCCCAUUUUUUGGUAUUGACCCUGUUAUUAUUGAUCCGAUGUCAGGUGAAGAGAGAGUUGGCAAUGAUGUAGAAGGGAUCCUUGCUUUCAGAAAGCCUUGGCCAAGUAUGGCUCGCACUGUGUGGGGUGACCAUAAGAGAUACAUGGACACCUAUUUUAACGUUUAUAAGGGCUACUAUUUUACUGGCGACGGUGCUGGACGUGACCACGAAGGCUAUUACUGGAUAAGGGGGCGUGUGGAUGACGUUGUAAACGUAUCUGGACAUCGCCUGUCAACGGCAGAGAUUGAGGCAGCUCUCAUUGAACACCACUCCGUUGCCGAAGCUGCUGUUGUUGGCAUUGCUGAUGAGCUGACUGGACAAGCUAUCAAUGCUUUCGUAUCCUUAAAAAAUAGCAACGAAAAUACUGAUAUGAUCCGAAGCGAGAUGAUUCUACAAGUUCGCAAAUCUAUUGGCCCGUUCGCUGCCCCUAAGGCUGUCUUUGUUGUCGAAGAUCUUCCAAAAACUCGUAGCGGAAAGAUCAUGAGACGUAUUCUGAGAAAGAUCGUGUGUGGUGAGGAAGAUAGUCUGGGUGAUAUUUCAACACUCUCUGACCCUACGGUGGUGGCUAAAAUCAUUGAUACCUUCCAUGCCGCGACCAAGAGACCAAAGUAG